Messenger RNA from Syzygium oleosum, 2729 nucleotides. RefSeq lists its product as uncharacterized. Gene Ontology annotation, molecular function: protein tyrosine/serine/threonine phosphatase activity; mRNA guanylyltransferase activity; ATP binding. Gene Ontology annotation, biological process: protein dephosphorylation; 7-methylguanosine mRNA capping. Lineage: Eukaryota; Viridiplantae; Streptophyta; Magnoliopsida; Myrtales; Myrtaceae. The record is from RefSeq and is a predicted model, not a curated record. The transcript has 18 exons. The coding region runs from base 255 to 2285 and encodes 676 amino acids.
CUGCCCCCUUCCCCCUCCCUUCCGCGGCGGACGGCUCCUCCGCCCCCCCCCCCCCCCCCCCCCCCCCCGCGCUCCUUUCCAAUGAUCGUCGGAGGCUCCGCCUUCCCCCGGCGCGGGCGGCUCGGCUCCGCAAUUCGGCGUUGAUUUUGCCUCCCCGAGGUGCAGUUCCUCGUCGCUAGAGUGGCAAGCACUAGAGGAGAAAUAGAUUCUUCAGAGAAGGGUCUAUUGCGGCAAUGCUGUUUCUUUCACACUGAAUGAUUGUCGCAAUGGACUUAAAUGCCUUACCUGAAGAGGAUGAAGAAACUUUUGAUCGGCAUGUGGAAGAGUAUAAGGCACCAGCGGACCACAUAGAGUCUGCACUUGAUAUUGCCAACCGGGAACGUGAUGAAAGGCGCAAGAGAUUGAGGAGAGAACGCUCAGAUGAAAGAACAAUGACUGUGUCUCAGCGUUCUUCACUUGAUCAGUUACAUCAGACGAGACACAUGAAUAAUAAUCAUAGAUCAUCUAAUCUUCCACAUGGUUGGCUAGACUGCCCACCGUAUGGUCAAGAGAUAUUUUGCUUAAUUCCUUCAAAGACGCCUCUUGGUGAUGGCUUUGACAUACCUCCUGGUAAAAGAUAUUCGUUCAAACAAGUUCUACAUCAACAAAGAGUUUUAGGAAGAAAAAUUGGCUUGGUGAUUGACUUGACGAAUUCAACAAGGUAUUAUUCUCCAAUAGAUUUGAAGAAAGACGGUAUCAAGUAUGUCAAGAUUCGAUGUGUUGGGCGGCUUGAGGUUCCAGAGCCUGCAGCUGUUAAUGAAUUCGUAUAUGAGGUCAUUCAGUUUCUGUAUCGCCAGAAACAUUCUAAGAAAUAUGUCUUUGUCCACUGUACGCAUGGUCAUAAUCGUACAGGAUACAUGAUCAUCAAUUAUCUGAUGAGAUCCAUGCCGAUGUCGGUCACACAGGCCAUAAAAAUAUUUGCUGAUGCGCGUCCUCCUGGGAUUUACAAAUCUGAAUACAUUGAGGCUUUAUAUACAUGUUAUCAUGAGAGGAAGCCUGAAAUGUUCGUUUGUCCUUCCACUCCAGAGUGGAAGAGAUCCUCUGAUCUUGAUCUUAAUGGUGAAGCUAUGCCUGAUGAAGACGAUGAUGGAAAUUUAGCUGCUCCUGGCCAUGAUAAUCACGAGACUGAUAAACUGAUGACAAAUGAUGAUCUAUUGGGCGAUGAAAUACCAAGGGACCAGAGUGAUGCAUUUCGGCAUUUCUGCUAUCAGACUCUUAAGCUCAAUGUGGGGGGAAGAGGAGGCACACAAUUUCCUGGAUCGCAUCCUGUUUCCCUCAACAGGGAAAAUUUGCAACUUCUAAGGCAGAGGUACUACUAUGCAACAUGGAAGGCUGAUGGAACUCGUUAUAUGAUGCUAAUAACCGUUGAUGGAUGUUAUCUGAUCGAUAGAAGCUUUAACACUAGAAGGGUUCAGAUGAGAUUUCCUUUCAGAUCAAAUGAGGCUUUAGGCGAGAAAACUCACCACUUUACGCUACUGGAUGGUGAGAUGAUCAUUGACACUAUGCCAGACUCACAGAAGCAGGAGAGGAGAUACCUAAUUUAUGAUCUGAUGGCAAUUAAUCAUGUUUCCGUUGUAGAGCGCCCUUUUCAUGAGCGGUGGAAACUGAUUGAGAAAGAAGUUAUUGAACCUCGAAAUUAUGAGCGUCAGAACAUAUACCAAAGCAGGAAUCCUCAUUACAGAUAUGACUUGGAACCAUUCAGGGUGAGGAGGAAGGAUUUCUGGCUGCUUUCCACCGUGACGAAGCUUUUGAAGGAGUUUAUUCCAAAGCUUUCACAUGAUGCAGAUGGACUUAUUUUUCAGGGUUGGGAUGAUCCUUACGUUCCCCGCACCCAUGAAGGUCUUUUGAAGUGGAAGUAUCCUGAAUUGAACUCUGUUGAUUUUCAGUUUGAGGUUGAUGAUGACGGAAAUGAGCUUUUGUCUCUGAAUGAACGAGGCAAGAAGAAGCUGAUGGAAGGGAAUCGAGUUGUAUUCAGAGAUGGUCUUGAUCCGUCUUCAUACUCUGGCAAGAUAAUCGAGUGUUCUUGGGAUGCCGAUGAACAAGUGUGGGUCUGUAUGCGGACUCGGGUAGACAAAAAUACUCCCAAUGAAUUUAACACCUACAGAAAGGUGAUGCGAAGCAUAAAGGAUAAUAUUACAGAAGAAGUCUUGCUGAGCGAGAUCAACGAGAUUAUUCGCCUACCCAUGUAUGCAGAUCGAAUAAGGAAUGAAAGCAAAGCUCAUAUGAAUUCAGCACGAAGAAGGUGAUGUGUAUGGCUCUUACGGCUUCCACCGCAUCUUCGGAACUUCUGAAGAACCGACGCAACUAUGUCUUUGAAGGAUGCUCAGUAAUUGCGGUUCUCACCUGCUUGAAGUCCGGUUUACCAAACGUAGGCUCACUUGGAUAGUGAAUCGUUAGCUGCUCUGACAAUGAUCUCGUGGGCCAUGCUGGCGAUUAGUCCGAUAUGGUCGGGUGAGCAUAUAAGUUUUUAAGGGUUCAAAUUAUUUGUCUCUCCUUCCCCCGCCACCACCUUUUACCUCAUAGCAGUGCAGAAGAGAUUUAGGGUUUAGAGCACCGUGUAUAUUUGUAUUGUUCUCUUUCUAGCAAUUGUUAGCUUUUUAAAAAGGUAGCCAUUUGAAUCGCAUCGACAGUGAGGUAUGUGAUUUUCGAGUUUUACAUAUUCUAUGUGAAUAUAGGUUCUCUCCUCUGUC